AGGACCUGUUCGGUAGGCUGGUUUAUUCUGCUACUUUCCAGACAAAGGAAUAAAACUCAGGACUGUGAGUAUGGCAGCUGGAGUAGCAGCAUGGCUUCCCUUCGCCAGGGCAGCUGCCAUUGGUUGGAUGCCGGUGGCCACAGGUCCUAUGCCACCUCCUCCCCAUGGGGAGAGAAAGAGGUCCCAGGACACCUUGAUCGUGCUAAACGUGAGCGGCACCCGCUUUCAGACAUGGCGAAACACACUAGAGCGUUACCCGGACACUUUGCUCGGCAGCACUGAGCGUGAUUUCUUUCUCAAUCAGGAUACGGGAGAAUAUUUCUUUGAUAGGGACCCAGACAUUUUUCGCCACAUUCUUAACUUUUAUCGCACAGGUCGAUUGCAUUAUCCACGCCAUGAAUGCAUUGCAGCAUAUGAUGAGGAACUUUCCUUUUUUGGCAUUAUACCUGAGAUUGUUGGUGACUGCUGCUAUGAGGAGUAUAAGGACCGCCGGAGGGAAAAUGCAGAGAGAAUAUUAGAUGAUGCGGAAAAUGACAAUAAGGCAGAGGGACCACUACCCCCAAUGUCAGUUCGCCAGAAAAUGUGGCGAGCCUUUGAGAAUCCACACACAAGUACAUUAGCCUUGGUCUUUUACUACGUAACUGGAUUCUUUAUUGCAGUCUCUGUUAUCGCCAACGUAGUGGAGACAGUACCAUGUGGCACAAUGCCUGGUUCCAUGCGUGAAUUGCCCUGUGGGGAGCGUUAUGUCAUGGCCUUCUUCUGCUUGGAUACAGCAUGUGUAAUGAUCUUUACCGUAGAGUACCUGUUACGUUUAGUGGCAGCUCCGAGCCGAUAUCGCUUUGUACGAAGUGUGAUGAGUAUCAUUGAUGUGGUGGCCAUUAUGCCAUAUUACAUUGCCCUGGUGAUGACAAACAACGAGGACGUUAGUGGCGCAUUUGUCACAUUGAGGGUAUUCAGAGUUUUCCGGAUCUUUAAGUUCUCUCGCCACUCCCAGGGCCUUCGGAUUUUAGGUUACACCCUAAAGAGCUGUGCUUCUGAGCUGGGCUUUCUGCUUUUCUCUCUAACCAUGGCCAUCAUCAUCUUUGCCACCGUCAUGUUUUACGCAGAAAAAGGAUCAAUGAACAGCAAGUUCACUAGCAUUCCCGCCGCAUUCUGGUACACCAUAGUUACCAUGACAACCCUGGGGUAUGGUGAUAUGGUUCCAAAGACCAUUGCUGGAAAGAUUUUUGGUUCCAUAUGUUCCCUGAGUGGAGUGUUGGUCAUUGCCUUGCCCGUCCCUGUAAUCGUUUCCAACUUCAGUCGGAUUUACCACCAGAAUCAACGAGCAGAUAAAAGACGAGCGCAAAAGAAAGCAAGGCUUGCAAGGAUUCGUGUGGCAAAGAGUGGAAGUGCAAAUGCCUUUUUACAGAGUAAACGCAAUGGUUUAUUAAGCAAAAUGGUGCAGUUAUCUGGUUCCAGAGAAGAGGAGCAAGCAAUUGUUAACAAAUGUGGCUCUACAUUUGCCACACAGCACUAUCACUUGCUUCAUUGCCUUGAAAAAACCACGGGGUUAUCUCAUGUUUUGGAUGAUCCCAUCUUACCAAUAAGCAGUUCACCAAUCAUUAAGAAUCAUGAGUUUGUAGAUGAACAAACAUAUGAAGACAGCUGUAUGGAAGUAUCUACAAUAAACAAACCUACAAACCAUAGUCCUUCUCUGUCAUCACAACACAGUGUUAGCCAUUUCUGCUGUUCUCGACGGACUAAAAAGAACACAAGGAUCCCAAAUGCAAAUGUUCAAAAAUGCAGUCACCAUGAGAGUCUUCAGGAGCUCAGCGCCAUACAGAUCCAAUGUAUGGAAAGAGCCCCGUUGUCGAACAGCAGAUCCAGUUUAAAUGCCAAAGUGGAAGAGAAUGUUAAACUCAACUGUGAGCCGCCUUAUGUCACCACAGCAAUAAUAAGUAUCCCAACGCCACAAGGGACAACGAGAGAGGAGGAUGGAAGAUCAGGAACUCCUGACUACACACAACGGAACAUUGUACGAGUGUCUGCUCUAUAACUCACUCCACAAAAGUCUUUUUUUUAAAUAAAUAAAUACCAUGACAUCUGCAGAUAGCUCAAAGGGAAAUGAUGAAAACUUCCCUACCCGUCUGAUGUUUUCAAGCAGCAACUGAUUUGAAUAUUAAUAACAUAAACAUGUUGGAACAACACAAUGGGGCGAUACAUCAGAUCUUCCAAACCAUACAACAGGGUAAUUGUGGGACUACAUACAUGAGCACAAUGAAAGAUCUCCCAUUGAUGACUUUUUUCCUUCAAUGCAAAAUUUUUAUAAGGAAAGGGAAAUCAACAAAUAAAAAAAAAAAAUGAUAAAUAAAGUGGAACACUUUUCCGAACAUUAGAAAAAGCAUUACAGCAAUGGAAACAUUUUGAUUACCAUAUCCCGAGAGGAUACAAUGAACAUUACACAAAGUAAUGAAUAUGAAAGUACAGGCAUUGCCAGUAUAUUUGUACUUAUUUAAAUGACAGCUGUAACGCAUGCAGAUAUUGUUUGGAGCAGACAUCCGAAAUAAUUGAAACUGUUUCCAUGAAGCAUUAUUUUACAGGAAGGCUUUUCGGGCUCAUUAACAGCAACUGGAUGAAUAAUGUUUACACUAGCUAAACGAAGACAAAAAAAAAAAAAUCAUUUUGGGAAUGGAACAAUAUUUAUUAGUGUAUCACCCGUGAGUUAGAUUAUAUAUUGUACAUAACAUAGAUUUUUUUUUUGUUGCUGUUGUUGAGCUACCUUGUUUCUGUAACAGCUGCAAUAAUGAAUUGUAUGUUGGCUUCAUCAGGACAUUCAAUAUUUAUUUACAUAUACUCCACACGCGUUACAGAAAACUGCAAUGAAAAAUUGCCUAGGGUUUACUUUUUUACUUUUUCAGGUCUUUUGCGUUUAUUAAAAGGAAAACAGUCAUUUGAGCAAAGAUGAGAGCUAUAUUAGCUGCCUGGUAUUUUUACAUGAAAGAAUUUUAAACUACUCGGGGUCUUUGUUUUUUCUUUCUUUUUUUGGAAAACUGCAUGACAAUUGUUUGUGAUCGGUCCUGAAUGCUUGCAAAAAAUGCUUUGUUUCAUUGUUAAUUAUUUUGUAGUGCUAAUAGUGUCAGUUUUGUUGUGUAUAUAUGUGUGUAUAUGUGACUCCACCAAGUCAAACGUCAAAUAAAAGGGCA
Molecule: messenger RNA, 3182 nt
Organism: Spea bombifrons (plains spadefoot toad)
Lineage: Eukaryota; Metazoa; Chordata; Amphibia; Anura; Pelobatidae
Gene: KCND2
Product: potassium voltage-gated channel subfamily D member 2
Exons: 8
Coding region: 71-2035 (654 amino acids)
Biological process (GO): potassium ion transmembrane transport; protein homooligomerization
Cellular component (GO): membrane; voltage-gated potassium channel complex
Molecular function (GO): A-type (transient outward) potassium channel activity; voltage-gated monoatomic ion channel activity involved in regulation of postsynaptic membrane potential; protein binding
Source: RefSeq, a predicted model, not a curated record